Messenger RNA from Seriola dumerili (greater amberjack), 4327 nucleotides. It is a transcript of the gene ano10b, whose product is annotated as anoctamin-10-like. The transcript is spliced from 15 exons. The record is from RefSeq and is a predicted model, not a curated record. Lineage: Eukaryota; Metazoa; Chordata; Actinopteri; Carangiformes; Carangidae. Gene Ontology annotation, molecular function: chloride channel activity. Bases 144 to 2246 code for a protein of 700 amino acids. Gene Ontology annotation, cellular component: plasma membrane. Gene Ontology annotation, biological process: chloride transmembrane transport.
CAUACACACACACACACAUAUAGAUACAUGGACAGAAAGCCUGGAGGAAGUAUACACUGAGGCUGGGAGUUUGGAGGGGGUGUGUGGGCCUGCUGUAGGACCGGAGACCAGAGCCUCAUCAUCAACGCCCUGCCAGUCUUACCAUGAUUAAGGAAGGUAGUGAUGAAGGUGGAGGUGCUGGUGGCAGCAGCAGCAGUGAGAAAGCCCAGCAGCCAGAGAAUGAGAUUCCAGGGGGAAAGGUCCUAGGCAAACUGGGCGCUACCACCAUUGGACCAGGCUGGACAAAGGUCAACUGCCCCUGUUGUGUGUCAGAGCGGGUGGAGCCGUUGCUUCUGGUGAAGCUCGGAGAAAAGGUUCGGCCAGAGACGAAGAGGUGGCUCAUCAGACUAAUUGGAGCUCCUCAGAAAGAUGGAGGUGCUGCAUUACUGGCCCAUCCAGGCGAGGACGCAAGCGGUGACAUCAUUGUGGUCUCCGCCCCACGAUGUACAUUACUACGAGCCACUGAAGAGUUGGGUCUGUGUAAGCCUUACCGCAACGGGGACAUGGAGGCCUUCUCCUACAAUGACAGGGACAACUUUAAAGAUUCAGACAACAUGGAGGUGUUCCUGACGCUGGCGGAGCGACAGUACAUAGUGAAGUAUGAGCUAGACGGUUUGCGAGCACAGAGAGACGUGAGAAUACCCGGCCUGUCUGACGACUACACGCUGCAACACCGAGACAACAUCUGGCAGAAGCUUGGGUCAGCUGGUGUGAUUAAGGACACGUUUCCCCUCCACAACCCAGACCAGCUGAAGGAUCUCAGUGAAGCCUGGUACUCUGGUAAUCAGCUGGCUCAGCCACUGGAUUCAGUCAAUGGAUAUUUUGGAAGCUCUGUGGCUUUCUACUUCAGCUUCCUUGAUUUCUACACCUGGUCUCUACUCCCACCUGCAGUACUAGGCCUGUCUAUCACAUACUUCUCAGGUGAGGUUCAGAAGGAGAUGGUGGAGUCAGUCUCAGGCCCACAGGGCACAAAUGUUGAAGAUGAUUCAGGACCAGCGGUCAGUGGUCACAUGAUCCAGGCUGUGUUCAGCAUGCUCUGGUCCACGGUGGUCAUGGAGCUGUGGAAACGUAGGAGCUCCUCUCUGUCGUACCGUUGGGGGACCCUGCACCUGGCCGAGCGCUUCGCAGAGCCCCGGCCUGGUUUUCACGGUGACCUUGGGGUCAACCCUGUGACAGGUCGUGUGGAGCCCCUCUUUCCUGAAUGGCAGAGAGACCUGCGUAUGGCCCUGGUGUCGGUCCCAGUGGUGGGGCUCUUUCUAGGGUUGGUGGUUCUGGGUAUGCUUUGUUUCUACUGGGGAGAGGCCCAGGUGCAACACCUACACAAAGACUGGGACUCCCUGCUGUCUCAGACUUUACUCUACAUGCCCUCAGUGCUUCACAUCAGCUAUACAAAUAUGCUAGCGACUGUUUACAAGAAGGUGGCCCAGUCUCUGACUGAAUAUGAGAACCACAGAGAGGAGUCGGCCUUCCAGAAGCAUCUUACAGCCAAAGUCUUGGUGUUCACCUUCUUUAACUAUUUUGCCGUGCUGUUCCACAUUGCCUUCUUCAAGCAGGACGUGCCUUUGCUCCGUAAGCGUCUAGGGUCUUUGCUGAUAGUGACCCAGCUGGUGAACCAGGUGACAGAGGUGGUCAUACCCUUCCUGGUGGACCGGUUCAUCAGCGCCCCCCAUAGGACAGAGAGUGAAGAUGACCCACAGGAGGACAAAUUUAGAAACCAAAGCACCCUUCCUGCUUUCCCUGGCCUGUUCGCAGAGUACAUUGAGCUCCUGGUGCAGUUUGGGUAUUUGAGUCUUUUCUCCUGUGUUUACCCUCUGACUGCGGUGCUGCUGCUCAUCAACAACCUAACAGAGAUCCGAGCGGACGCCUAUAAGAUCUGCAAACUCUUCCGCAAACCCUUCUCGCCGCCUGUGGCCAACAUGGGCGUGUGGCAGAUUGCUUUCGAAGUCCUGAGUUUUGUCUCUGUCGUGUCCAACUGCUGGCUGCUGCUGCUGUCACCACGGUUACAGCAGCUGUGUCAGGAGGGUGGGAUGAACAGCACAGACAUUCUGUUGUUGGCUGUUUUGGUGGAGCAUGUGCUCAUCUUGGUGAAGGUCAUUCUGGCAGUCUUGAUCCCCGACGAGCCCGACUGGAUCCGCAAAAAGAGAGAGCACAUUGAGUACACGUCCAUGCAGGCUCUCAAGCAGCAGGUUAACCCAGCUGCAUUCUGACGAGUCCUGGUUGCGUUUCAAAGUGUUGAGCUGGUGCUUUGUGUCAUCUUGUGCGGGGCUGCUACCGCCAGAGGAUACAGUGCCACCCCCUCAGUGUUGUGCGGACCUCUCCAGCAGCGGCCCACAGUGAUUACUGCUGUAUCCCUAACACUCCCUGUGUAUACUGUUAAAGUGUUUCUGCUGUGCUCUCUUAAUUAACAGGGUGCUUCUGCAAUGUGCACACUUUAAAAUUAAAAUGCACCUUCAUAUUACUCGACACAUAGACUGCAAGUGCAAUUGAAACAGUAGUUAAAAUGUUUUUUUUCCAAUAUUAGACAGCAGAUGGAAUGUAUUGGUUAUUUGAAAAGAUUACGAUACGUUACGAUAAAGGAGGUUUGUUCAGAUUUAGUAAAAGAAAGCUGUCAUAGCUCUUGUAAGAUCAGCAUAGCUGCAGUAUGUACGGUCAAUCUUCAGUGAAGGACUGACAGGAAAGAGUAUUUAAUGUUACUGGCAGGGUCAAAGACAGAUUAUUGGGCAAAAAGUUCCAGUUAUUUUUUCCUCUGAAGAUGACUCUUUCAGCAGUGUUUUACUCAGUGCUACCACCUAGUGAUAAGCUACAGCUAGUGUUCAGGAUUCAUAAUCAGAGGACAGUAUCAUCAUUGGAGUUAUCAUAACACAAAAGGCAGCAACUUUAAAGCUGCUUUAAUCAAAUAUUAUAUACACCUGAAGAUGCAGUUCCCUUCAGCUCUACUGAAUAUUUUAGUGUUGCUGUGGCAAAAAAUUUAUACAUUUUUGCAGGUUUAAUUUGAGAAAAUCUUCUGCCAGCUAUUUAUGUUAUAACAACUCCCAAGAUCUCAAAGCAAUUGUUCAUAAUUUUGGGAAAUGUGUAUAUUUUCUUGUCUAGAGUUAGACGGUAAUUGAUACCUGGAUAAGGCUUUAAACAGGGGAAACAGCUAGCUUUGCUUUACAAAUAGCACCUCUAAAGCUCAGUAAUUAGCAUGUUAUAUUUUAUUUGCUUAUUCCGUACAAAAACCAAAGUGUGAAAAUGACACGUUGUGGUUAAAUGCUGAGCUAUUUCUUGGCCAGAUGAGAUGUAUGUUAAUUAGUGAGCUUAACGGGUUUUUGUGACCUUUGGGUAGAGCUAGGCUAACUGUUUCCCCCCUUUUUAAGUGAAAUUGCCUACAUGUCAAAAGUCAAGUUCUUGUCCUAAUUUGACUCUAAACAACAAAUCCAUAAAUUCAUGAGAAAUAAGUUUGUCUCUCAUUGAACAGAAAAAAAACAUUGCACUUCUGUCAUUAAUUCUACCUCCACAAAUGAUACUGUCCUUUCCUUAAUUUUUCCUAAAGUAAUCACACUAUGGCUUAAGGAACACAUUAAAAAUCAAAUAUAAUAAUAUAUAAAAUAAAGUUAAUACAGCCAAGAUUUAAGAUUUGCAUUGAAAGUGAUGGGGAGCAACCAAAGGACCGUUACCUGCUUUGUUAUUAGAAAUAUAUUAUUUUUUUAUGUGUUAUGGAUUAUAGUUGUUACUCACUUGUGUGCCUCUAAGAAUGACUGCUUGAGUUCACUGUGGUGCAAAAACUAAUACAUGUCAUAGUCCAAUACUUCACAUUCAUGCUAUGAGUGUUAAUUCAUUGUUCACUCUUAACUGCUGGCACAUUUGAAUUCACAUAAUGAAUAAGCUGAUGAAGCCAUCCUUUUCUUUCAUACUUGCUGAACAGUGGUGUAUUGUUUAUUAUGUAAGUUAUUGUUUGCAGGAGUUUGUAUUCUUUCCAGCCACCAGGAGGCGCUAUACACGUUUAAAUCUUUAUUUUUAAAUUCAACAUGCAGUUUUUCACAAGCCCCGGUGGCUGCUGAAAGACUGAUUCAGCAAAGAUGAAGAAGGAUGGUGAAAAACGUUCUCAGCUGUUGUUUAUUUUCACUCUGACACUAAUCAUAAACCUGUGUGUGUUCGUGUGUGUACACUGUGAUGAGGUGUUGUGAUGAGGACAAUGAAGACAGACCUGGAGAUAAUCUGGUCCUAUAGGAUCAGGAUUUCAGGUCAAAAACAGAGGUGCCUAUGUUUGCGAGUUGACCUAAAAUAAAAUAUACAGAAGGCAACAACA